ACAGGUACGCUCACACUCCAAUCAGCCCCAGCACACAGUCUCGUGGUAUAGAGAAACGGAGCUUGGGAAGCUAGCUAGCUCGACCAUGGGUGGUGUUCGGCAGCAGCUCAUGGCCGCCGUCCUCGUGGCGGUGGCGCUGAUGGCCACGGCGGCGGAGGGGUACAUCACUCAGAAGACGUGGGGCGCCAUCCGCCGGGCGAACCGCGCCGGGCCGUUCGUCGGCCUCGUCGUGCCCAACACAUACGAGAUGGUCCCUGUGCUCGAGUCGCCCAGCUUCGUGGCCAGCAAGAGCGUCCCUAACAUGGACAUCCAAGGGCGAAGGUUUCGCUUCGGAACCAUCGAAGGCCAAAGCGUCGUCAUGGUCAUGACUGGACUGAGCAUGCUCAACGCUGGUCUGACCACCCAGAUGCUGUUGAGCCUGUUCCGGGUGAAGGGCAUUGUCCACUGGGGCAUCGCUGGCAACGCCAACGAGGACCUCCAGAUCGGCGACGUCACCAUCCCCGAAUACUGGGCCCACGUCUCCCUCUGGAACUGGCAGCGGUUCGGCGACGGCAAGGAUAACGAGCUACCGCUGGAGGCCGCCGGCGACUACACCCGGGAGUACGGCUUCCUCAACUUCUCCGACUACACCGUGGGGCAGAGCAACCCGGAGCUAUCCGCGAACCAUCUCAACAGCAUCUGGUACCAGCCGGAAGAGAUCUUCCCGGCGUCCGGCGAGCCGGAGGAGCGGCAGCACGCGUUCUGGGUGCCCGCCAGCAAGCGGUACUACGCGCUGGCGAAGAAGCUGGAGGGCAUGGAGCUGCCGGCGUGCGUGAACGCGACGACGUGCCUGCCCCGCGCGCCGCGGGUGACCCGGGUCAGCAAGGGCUGCAGCGCCAACGUGUUCCUGGACAACGCCGAGUACCGCCAGUUCCUCCGCAAGCAGUUCGGGUGCACGCCUGUGGAGAUGGAGAGCGCCGCCGUGGCCCUCGUAGCGCACACGCAGGGGGUGCCGUUCCUCACCAUCCGCUCGCUCUCCGACCUGGCCGGGGGAGGCUCCGCGCUUGGGAACGAGGCCAGCACCUUCAUCGACAUCGCCGCCAAGAACGCCGUCGAAGUCAUGCUCAAGUUCGUGCCGCUGCUCGGGAAGGGCGGCGACGAGAUGGACGACGGCGCGGCCGCGGACAUGUGAGCCAGUAGCCACUUGCCCAUGCAUGAAUAAUCGGACGCCCGUGCGUGGCGUACCGUUGUUUCGCUUUCCUUUUUCUUUUUCCUUGCACCGCGCGAUCUGUAAGGCUUGCGACUUUGCGAGCCCUAGAUCAAAAAAUCACAGUUGGCGAGCCCACGAGUUGCAGAGAUGAAUAAUAAUAAAUCAAAUAAUCGGCCGUAAUGCCGUUUGUCCGGA
This is a messenger RNA of Aegilops tauschii subsp. strangulata, 1384 nucleotides long. Its product is annotated as bark storage protein A. The record is from RefSeq and is a predicted model, not a curated record. Gene Ontology annotation, biological process: nucleoside metabolic process. NCBI's taxonomy places the organism in Eukaryota, Viridiplantae, Streptophyta, Magnoliopsida, Poales, Poaceae. Gene Ontology annotation, molecular function: catalytic activity.